AUGCGUUUGUCCCUACUUACUUUUUCCUGCAGCCUGUAUCUGAUUGCAAAUGCAUUCCAACUCUAUCAUAGGGGUAGUUGGUCCGACGUUCAGCCCGAGGCGUGCAUUAAAGCCCUGACAGCCGAAAUUGAUUGCAACGAAUACGUCUCCCACUACAUCCAUGGUUGGUUUCCAGUGCUCGAAGACGAUGAUGGAAAUGAUAUUACACAUGAUAUUUGCACCAAGACCUGCUCCGGAUCACUAAAGACCUUCAACACCGCGGUUCACCAGGAAUGCGAUCUUGAAAGAUUGAUCACCCCUGGUGACAAUAUUUGGCGAUCAUGGAACUUGACUUGUGACACAGAUGCUGACACAAAAAGAUACUGCACUGAGAUCAUCGAUGAAUUUAUGCAUGAAUUAGGCCCUCACGACAUAGUUCCCACCAAGGAUCUCUGUAGACCUUGUCUUAUCAGACACGUUUUUAACUUGGAUCUCGACCUGCCCAGUUCUAGCUCUACCAGCUAUAGCCCUAGGGCGAAGCGCUACUUCAAAGAUUUACGUGCACGCAUUUACAUGGAAUGUCCCAAGGAAGCCCUGGCAGAGACCUUUGCUCCAAUUUCCCAAGAGGGGGCAUCGAAUACAACGGAGUCUGCGCAAGAGACCUCGACGAUGAGCGAUACAGGUUCAACUACUGCAAACACUGCGGCAACAAGGAGUACUGUCACCGUAACAUCUUCUCCAUCAGCUGCAAGUACGUCAACAGAACGUAACAUGGCUAAGAAGUUUGAGCCAGGAUACAUGUUUAGUUAUUGGGCUUUAGUGCUUAUAUUAUUCUAA
Fusarium fujikuroi IMI 58289 is the source of this 816-nucleotide messenger RNA. RefSeq lists its product as uncharacterized. The coding region runs from base 1 to 816 and encodes 271 amino acids. The record is from RefSeq and is a predicted model, not a curated record. The transcript is spliced from 2 exons. Lineage: Eukaryota; Fungi; Ascomycota; Sordariomycetes; Hypocreales; Nectriaceae.